Molecule: messenger RNA, 1780 nt
Organism: Panicum hallii
Lineage: Eukaryota; Viridiplantae; Streptophyta; Magnoliopsida; Poales; Poaceae
Product: rho GTPase-activating protein 5-like
Exons: 5
Coding region: 1-1449 (482 amino acids)
Biological process (GO): signal transduction
Molecular function (GO): GTPase activator activity
Source: RefSeq, a predicted model, not a curated record
AUGGCGCCGUUCCAGAUGCGGUUCGGGCUCCAGAUCUCCCCGCCGCGCUCCGAGGAGGAGGAGGACGACGAAGGGGAGGAGGACGAGGAGGAAGAGUACGACGACGGGAUGGAGAGCGAGGGGACGGCCUCGCCGCCGAUGUCUAUGCUGCGGGCGGGGAGGGGAGGGGGAGCGGGGGGAGGGCUGGUGGGCGCGGUGGUCGGGGCGCUGCGGAGGUCACUGGUCAUGUGCAGCGCCGGCGCCGUCGGGGAUGAGGACGACGACGACGAAGACAGCGAGGGGGAAGGGGGGAUCGAGAUUGGGCGGCCCACGGACGUGCGCCACGUCUCGCACGUCACCUUCGACCGCUUCGGCGGCUUCCUCGGCCUCCCCGCCGACCUCGAGCCCGACGUGCCGCGGCGCACGCCCAGCGCCAGUGUCAGUGUAUUUGGGGUUUCACCUACGUCUCUGCAAUGUUCAUAUGAUCAAAGAGGGAACAGUGUGCCCACAAUACUUUUAAUGAUGCAGAGGAAGUUAUAUAUACGUGAUGGACUUAAGAUUGAAGGGAUCUUCAGGAUUAAUGCAGAAAACAGCGAGGAAGUCAAUGUCAGGGACCAAUUAAACAGUGGAGUGGUUCCAGAUGAAGUUGACUUGCACUGCCUUGCUGGGUUGAUAAAGGCAUGGUUUCGGGAACUUCCUGCAGGAGUCUUGGACGCACUGACACCAGAACAAGUAAUGCACUGCAACACCGAAGAGGACUGUGCCCUCCUUGCUUCGAUGCUACCACCAGUGGAAGCAGCACUACUUGAUUGGUCUAUCAAUCUGAUGGCUGAUGUUGUAGAGCAUGAAAGCCACAACAAGAUGAAUGCCCGAAACAUCGCGAUGGUUUUUGCACCCAAUAUGACUCAGAUGGCCGAUCCGUUAACCGCCCUGAUACACGCAGUUCAGGUGAUGAAUUUCCUCAAGACUUUAAUCUUGAAGACUUUAAAGGAACGAAAGGAGGCAGCUGGAGCAGUUCGGGCAUUGCAAUCAUGCUCUGGUUCCCCAAAUGACCAAGAUGAACCUCAGAUGUCAGAGCAUUUGGAGAAACCUUCAGUUCUUUCCAGUCAGAAAGACUUUGAUUUUCCCAUGAUUGAUAAGGCCACUCCUGUUCAAGUCCUUGGAGCUGAUAAAGCUCUCCAUCAUGAUUCACAGAGCCGUCCCAAUGAGCCAAAGUUUGGAAUUGACAUGGACCACAAGAAAAGCCACAGUGAUGUUUCCUCUCUUGGCAGAGAUUUGAAUAACCGAGUCAAUGGUUCUGGAAGAGAAUUUGGUAACAGAAAUGGGGAAGGCUUGUUCGACAGAUUUAGGUUUAGGAAAGGGGUUGAGAGGCUUUGCAGGCAUCCCGUGUUUCAAUUGAGUAGGUCCAUGAAGAAGUCUGCAGAUGUGGUCUUUGAUGCACCCAGAGAAGCAAGACAAGCCUGGGUAUGAUCCGAUGACGAUAUUGUAUGUACUAUGUAGUUGGUAAUGCCACUGUUUUCACCUAUGCGUGUAGCAAUCAGCCAUUCCCCUAGUUUGUGCGAGUAGAACCGAUUAGCGGUUAGCUUGUUAGGUAUUACAAAAUUGAGGUUAUCUGGGUGUAUAUUAUCGCCGUUGACUUGUGACGAAAGCGUCUGGAGAAGUGCAUCUGGCUUCUACCGAGUGAACGAAAGCCACACUGAACUCAAGCUCCGUGGUUCCGUGCUGUAUACCUGAAACGGAAUGCUGUAACAUUAUCAGUCAGUACAACAACUCUCAGUAAAUUGUUGUGUAAAUUUACGCA